Molecule: messenger RNA, 4059 nt
Organism: Myotis brandtii (Brandt's bat)
Lineage: Eukaryota; Metazoa; Chordata; Mammalia; Chiroptera; Vespertilionidae
Gene: ANGEL2
Product: angel homolog 2 (Drosophila)
Exons: 9
Coding region: 170-1804 (544 amino acids)
Biological process (GO): 3'-UTR-mediated mRNA stabilization
Molecular function (GO): mRNA 3'-UTR binding; 3'-5'-RNA exonuclease activity
Source: RefSeq, a predicted model, not a curated record
UAUGGGGACUUGGCCGCGGGCGAGACUGAGCCUCCCAGCGUGCUUUGCAGCCCGGCCGCGAGCCGGUGUCUGGCGAUGGGGAGCCCCUGGGGCUUUCGGCCGCCAAACCUCUCGUAGAGGUUGCGGUGGAGCCGGGAGCCUGAGGCCCUGACGGCCAUCCGGGGGCGAGAUGGAAGCGUGGCGCUGUAUGAGGAGGGGCUACGGCCGCUGUGUGGUGGGCAGAGGCCGAUACCCCAUGUUACCCCAUCACCAGAGGAGUCUGGGCAGAGACUGGACUACACCGUGGGAGAAUCUGCAAAGGUGUUGCUGGAACAGACAUAUUUCUAGUUGUAUGAGGUGGCCUGGACAUUAUUCUCGUGCUCCUUACCCCUACUUCAGUAGUAGGCAUUUCUCGUUAAAUUGGAGACCACCUUGUUUGUUUGAGUCUAGAACUCAGUUUCAGUACUGGAAUUGGAGACCUGACAGCCUGAGCCAGACAUCUUUGAUUCAUCUCUCUAGUUCCAUCAUGAGCUCUGAGGGAGAUGAGCCUUCAUCAAAACGGAGAAAACGCCAAGGCACCAUCAAACGGCAUUGGGAAUAUCUAUGUAACCAUAAUAAAGAAAAUAUGAAGAUUCUAGGAGACAAAAAUGUUGACCCCAUAUGUGAAGACAGUGAAAACAAGUUUGACUUUACAGUGAUGUCCUAUAAUAUACUUUCACAAAAUUUAUUGGAAGAUAAUUCACACCUCUAUAGACACUGCCGGCGACCAGUGUUACACUGGAGUUUUAGGUUUCCCAAUAUUCUGAAAGAAAUUAAAAACUUUGAUGCAGAUGUACUUUGUUUGCAAGAAGUUCAAGAAGAUCAUUAUGGAACAGAGAUCAGGCCAAGUUUGGAAUCGUUGGGUUAUCACUGUGAGUACAAGAUUCGUACGGGAAGGAAACCGGAUGGCUGUGCCAUUUGCUUCAAACAUUCCAAAUUUUCACUUUUAUCAGUGAACCCAGUGGAAUUCUACCGCCCUGAUGUUCCUCUGUUGGACAGAGACAAUGUUGGAUUAGUGUUACUCUUGCAGCCCAAAAUUCCAAGUGGUGCCUCUCCUGCAAUCUGUGUAGCUAACACACAUCUGUUGUAUAACCCAAGGCGAGGUGACAUUAAGCUGACCCAAUUGGCAAUGCUUCUGGCAGAGAUUUCCAGUGUUGCCCAUCAGAAAGAUGGCAGCUUCUACCCUAUUGUUAUGUGUGGGGACUUUAAUUCUGUUCCUGGUUCUCCGCUCUAUAGUUUCAUAAAGGACGGAAAAUUGAAUUAUGAAGGACUUGCCAUAGGAAAGGUAUCUGGCCAGGAACAGUCUACACGGGGACAAAGAAUUUUAUCUAUUCCAAUUUGGCCCCCAAACCUAGGUAUCUCACAGAACUGUGUGUAUGAGGUACAGCAGGUACCAAAAGUAGAAAAGACAGACAGUGAUCCAACACAAACACAGCUGGAUAAAACUGAAGUCCUAGCAACAGCUGAAAAGUUAUCUUCACAUUUACAGCACCAUUUCAGCUUGUCAUCUGUUUAUUCGCAUUAUUUUCCUGACACUGGAAUUCCAGAAGUGACCACCUGUCAUUCCCGAAGUGCCAUAACUGUGGAUUAUAUUUUCUAUUCUGGGGAAAAGAAAGAUGUUGCUGGGGAGCCAGGAACUGAAGUUGCUUUGGUUGGAGGCUUGAAACUUCUAGCUAGACUGUCACUUCUUACAGAACAAGACUUGUGGACUGUUAAUGGACUUCCAAAUGAAAACAACUCUUCAGAUCAUCUGCCUUUAUUGGCCAAGUUCAGACUUGAACUCUGACUGUUCUUUGAUUAUAUAUAUACUUUUCUUUGCAAUUUAUAUUCUUUUUCAAAGACUGUAAAGUUGUUCUUAAGAGUUUGCAUGUUGUUUAUUUUUGCGCCGUGGAGUUUCUGAAGAGGUUAUGUUAAAUGCUUGGAACUGAUAUCAGAGACACAAGUUUACAACAAUUUUCUGUUUUCAUAAUGAAAGAAUAUUUUCCUGACAAAUGAUAUCCAAAUGCUCUUUAUUGUAAAAUAAUUGUAAAUAUUUUUAUUCUAAAUUCUAGUAAAAUAGACAGUGACUUUUAAAAAUAGUGCAUCUUUAAUCCUCUUAAUUCCAUUUCAUGUUUUUGGCAAGUUUUAUGGUGAAUCCCAAAGUGUCUUUGAGUUCUUGCAAACCACAACUCAUUUCCCUUCCAGAAGGCUUUAUUUCAUUGUGAGGACCAUAAAUUUGUUAAGUCCCAAUUAGUUAAUCUCAGAAAUCAUUGGGUCAUUUUCAAGUCUCCAACCAUUUCAGUGUGUUUUUGAGGGGGCUUGAUAAUGCUUUUAAAAAUUGUACAGAUUGUUUAAUCCAUCUUGUUACUAUCCUGGGACAUGUAAUAUAUCUACAUUUUGUUGGGGUAAAAGGUCCCAUAACUAGUGGGAUGAAGACUACACAAGCCCACUUUUCCAUCCUGUAACAGACAGACCAUUAUAGGAGGCAGAUUGGGGUUAUGUCUUCAUUUCCCUAGCAAUUUUUUUUCUUUUCUCUAUUCAGUUUCAAGAAAAGAUCUCUGGGUUAGGGAAGAUUUUAUUUUAGUGAACUAAUACUGUAGACAUUUAUUUUAUUAGGAAACUUGUCUUUGGAACAAAGUGGCAGCUAUAAGAUUAUUUUUGUUUUGCCUCAGAAAUUUGAGGAAGCCAGCAAAAAUCUAGUGGGUAAAUACCGACUUGGAGAUCUAAUAUUCUUUAGUAAUUUUAACUGUUUCAGUGUUUUGUUUCUAAAAUGUGUUUUAACAUGAUGUAGCAGUGUGAGAUAGUCCUGACAUUUUUUAUGAAGUGGUUAAGAGCGGGUCUAAUAAUUAAUUCUGCAUUUGGCUCUAUGUGUUUGAAUCAAAAAUUUUAAACCAUAAAAAGAAAAUUUUCUCUUUUUUUAGACAUGGUAAUCAAAGAAUUAUGUGUAUUUUUACCGAAUAAUUUUAUAUUGAAUUAUACUGAAUUAGUAAAGUUUUUACGGUGAGUUUUCUUAGUAUAAUGCUUCACUUUAAAUUAGAAAGCAGUAGUUACUUUAUAGUCUUGGACUUUAAAAGUUUCUGUAUUUUGUACUGCCAUUAUUAAAAAAAAAAAAAUAGAUGAAUACCCCAAAAGGCAUGUGGGCUAUAAGGAUCUGACUAGUAAAAAUUGUAAUAAGAAAAUACUUUUAAAUGUUUAAUUUUUCACUUUGGGGCUCUUUUAUUUAUGGUAUUAACUAUAGUUCUAGGAUUUUCCACAUUUUCUAGUCACCGUUUUCAGAAUAUUCUGAUCUGUCCUAAUUAGCAGAUAUUAUCAUUAUCAAAUAAUAACAGCAGAUAGUAUAAUUAUCCCCUUUUAGUAUUUGGGAAAGAAAAAUGAAAAUUCCUUGAUUACUGCUUUCUGCUGUGUGAAUUUACUAACAAAUAUAUAUAUAUAGUCAUUAAUGACAGACUAACAUCCCUGAAAACCUCUGUGGAAAUUCAGUUUUUCAUAUCCUGAUUAAUAUAUUGUGAUUUUUAGGCCCUUUUCAAGUGCUUCACUUUUAUAGAGUUAAUCCAUAAAAUUGCUUUCUCCUUUAUCUUAUAGAAUGAAGAAGUAUUAGUUUGUAGGACUGGAGGCCAAAAAGGUCAAUGUAACUUUUUCACAAGUUUUUAAAGCUUCACUAAAACUAAUUAUCCACUUGUCUGUUUUGGUUAGAAGAGUUGGUAACUCUGUGAGAGCCUACUAUUUACCUGCCAAAAGCAAUGGAAUCUGGCUGUUUGCUGAAACUAAGUCUCCCACAACCUCAAGUUCUGUACUAUCCAACUUCUCAAUGGAAAGGGAUGUUGUGGAGUAAUGAAAUUUUAGUUUGAUUAUUCCUUUGAUAUCAAGAUAAUAGUCAUGUUUGAAAACUUGUCCUUUAUUACCUUUUUUUUUUUUUAAUUUAGCGACAGUCUGGUUUUAACCCUUUGCUUGAGUAAAAUGUAAGAAUCCAGAGAGUAUAAGGGGUUGGGGAAACAGCCAUCAAGUCAUUUGCACUUUGUACCUGUAAAUUACCUAAUAAAGUAUUAUACUAGUCCAUCUGUG